AUGUUCAUCCAGACCCUCCUUCCUUUGCUUCUUGCUCCGUUGAUCGCGGCGUCGCCUACGGGUAUCGACCGUCGUCAGUUUAUCUCGGCCAAUGACUUGACCGACGGAAACUGCAAGGAUACCAUGUUUAUCUUUGCUCGUGGAUCAACUGAAGUCGGCAACAUGGGUACCGUUGUUGGCCCGGAAGUCUGCGAUGAUCUGAAACUCAAGUUGGGAGGUCAGUUGGGCUGCCAGGGUGUCGGUGGUGCCUACACUGCUGGCCUGGGCACGAACUUCCUUCCCAAGAAUACCUCGCCUGCGGAUAUCGAAGCUGCCGUGAACAUGUUCAACGAGUGCAACACCAAAUGCCCCAAUGCGAAGAUUGUCGCCGGUGGAUACAGUCAAGGAACUGCUGUCAUGGAUGGUGCGAUCCAGAAGCUGUCUACCGAAGUGAGAGACAAGGUGAAGGGUGUGGUCUUGUUCGGUUUCACACGUAACAAGCAGGACGGUGGCAGAAUUCCUGGAUACCCCACUGAUCAGACCAAGGUCUACUGUGCUCUUGGUGACGAGGUCUGUGAUGGAACUCUUAUCAUCACUGCGGCUCACUUGACCUACGGUGACGAUGCUAGCUCUGCUGCAACCUUCCUGGCCUCGAAGGUUCAAUGA
Penicillium longicatenatum is the source of this 645-nucleotide messenger RNA. RefSeq lists its product as uncharacterized. The transcript has 3 exons. Lineage: Eukaryota; Fungi; Ascomycota; Eurotiomycetes; Eurotiales; Aspergillaceae. The record is from RefSeq and is a predicted model, not a curated record. Gene Ontology annotation, biological process: carbohydrate catabolic process. The coding region runs from base 1 to 645 and encodes 214 amino acids. Gene Ontology annotation, molecular function: cutinase activity. Gene Ontology annotation, cellular component: extracellular region.